Angiostrongylus costaricensis is the source of this 5559-nucleotide messenger RNA. The record is from the annotation of a GenBank genome assembly. NCBI's taxonomy places the organism in Eukaryota, Metazoa, Nematoda, Chromadorea, Rhabditida, Metastrongylidae.
AUGAAGGCCACUCUGUAUCUUGACGACGGCUCAUCAUACGUUGGUCAACUUUUCGGUGCCACUAAAAGUGUGGUUGGUGAGAUUGUGUUUCAAACGGGUAUGAUGGGCUACGUAGAAUCUCUUACGGAUCCCAGUUACGCCGAACAAUUUCUUACAUUGACGUAUCCUAUGAUCGGAAACUAUGGAGUGCCAAGCCAAGACUCCAUGGACUCACAAGGACUGCCAUAUGUCUUCGAAAGUACUCGAAUUUGGCCAGCAGCAUUAAUUGUGGAUAGGAUUUGUCCAGAAAAUGAACACAGCCAUUGGCAAGCAGUGGAGUCGCUAACCAGUUUACUGCGUAAAGCUGGAGUUCCAGGGUUAUCUGGGAUUGAUAUAAGAAUGCUGACAAAGAAAAUUCGUGAACAAGGAACAAUGAAGGCAAAGUUAGUCAUUGACAGCGACGACGCAUCUAAAUACGAAUUUCGUGAUAUCAAUGAGGGAAACUUGGUUGCAGUUGUUUCUAGAAAGACACCAGUUACAUUUGGUACUGGAGACGUAACCGUACUAGCCGUGGACUGCGGAAUGAAGAAUAAUCAGAUUCGUUGCCUAGUGGAGCGCGGUGUACGCGUGGCAAUUGUUCCGUGGAACCAUCCAAUUGAAAAUGAAGUCUUUGAUGGUUUAUUUUUAUCGAAUGGUCCUGGCGAUCCAGAAAAGUGUGAACCGCUUGUAAAGCGCCUCUCUGAGUUGUUGAAGAAGACUACUAAGCCUGUGUUUGGAAUUUGUCUUGGUCAUCAACUAAUUGCUCGAGCGAUUGGAGCCACGACGUACAAAUUGAAGUAUGGUAACCGUGGCCACAAUCAGCCAUGUACGCAUAGUGGCACCGGGCGCUGUCUCAUCACAUCGCAGAAUCACGGGUUUGCGGUUGACGCAACAUCGUUACCGAACGACUGGCGCAUUCUGUUUACGAAUGAGAAUGACGAGACUAAUGAAGGCAUUGUACAUACAACGAAACCGUUUUUCAGCGUACAAUUUCAUCCGGAGCACACUGCUGGACCAUCGGAUUCCGAAUUUCUUUUUGAUGUAUUUGUUAACGCAAUUCGACUGAGGAAAAGUGGGAAAGCUUGCUGUGUGAACGACAUGAUAACGACAGCACUUCGCUUCGAUUCCAACUACCAUAUCAGGCAACAGAAGAAGGUAUUAGUACUAGGAUCUGGUGGUCUGACUAUUGGGCAGGCAGGAGAGUUCGACUACUCUGGAGCGCAGGCGUUGAAGGCUUUGAGGGAAGCAGGUAUUCGCACUGUGCUCAUUAAUCCUAACGUGGCAACCGUACAGACUUCGAAAGGAUUCGCUGAUUUUACCUACUUUUUGCCAAUCACUAGGGAAUAUGUUACCGAUGUGAUAAAAAAGGAGCGCCCGACUGGAAUCCUGUGUACAUUUGGCGGUCAAACAGCUCUUAACUGUGCGAUUGAUUUAUACAAGGACAACGUUUUCGAACAGUUCCAUGUGGACGUACUUGGUACGCCAAUCCAGACAAUAAUGAACACCGAGGACCGUGAGCGAUUCAAUGCUGAGGUGACGAGUAUUGGCGAACAAGUUGCACCCAGUCGAGCUGCCACCACAUUACAAGGUGCCAUUGAGGCAGCUGAGCUAUUAGGUUAUCCUGUUUUGGUUCGAGCAGCGUUUGCUCUUGGUGGAUUGGGUUCUGGAUUCGCUAAUAGUCGGGCAGAGCUUAUAGCGAUAGCGCAACAAGCACUUGCUCAUUCCGAUCAAGUGUUGAUCGAUAAGAGUCUCAAAGGUUGGAAGGAGAUUGAAUAUGAAGUGGUUCGCGAUGCAUUUGAUAACUGCAUAACCGUUUGUAACAUGGAGAACGUCGACCCGCUAGGCAUUCACACGGGAGAGUCCGUUGUGGUCGCACCAUCUCAAACACUCACCGAUAGGGAAUACAACAUGUUGCGUACCUGUGCAAUCAAAGUUAUCCGUCAUUUUGGCAUUAUUGGCGAAUGCAAUAUACAGUACGCUUUGGAUCCAUCGUCGGAUACGUACUACGUUAUCGAGGUGAACGCAAGAUUAUCUCGGUCAUCAGCAUUAGCAUCGAAAGCAACCGGAUAUCCACUCGCAUAUGUGGCUGCCAAGUUGGCCCUUGGUCAGAGACUUCCUGUCAUUCGAAACAGUGUCACUGGUGUAACUACUGCUUGUUUUGAACCGUCACUGGAUUAUUGCGUUGUCAAGAUUCCUCGGUGGGAUCUUGGGAAAUUUGCUCGUGUGAGCCAACAGAUUGGCAGCUCAAUGAAAUCCGUCGGUGAAGUAAUGGGAAUAGGCCGAUCGUUUGAAGAAGCGUUCCAAAAGGCAUUAAGAAUGGUGAGCGAACAUGCGGACGGAUUCUCCCCUACCGUUUUUCCAAGAAGACCGACGAUGGAGGAUUUAUCGAAGCCUACAGACAAACGUAUGUUUGCCAUUGCCCGUGGCCUGUACUACGGUGACUUUACAGUCGAAGAUGUUUCUGCUCUCACACAGAUUGACAAGUGGUUCGUGCAUAGAAUGAACAAUAUAGUGGACAUUUACCAUAAACUGGAGAAGGAGACGUUGGCUUCAAUUUCCGCCCAACUUCUGCUUGAAGCUAAACAGGCUGGGUUUUCCGACAAGCAAAUUGCUGCUAAAGUUGAGAGUACGGAAUCUAUGGUCCGUGAGAAACGCUUGCGCUUAAAUAUGAAACCGUGUGUUAAACAGAUUGAUACCGUAUCUGGUGAGUGGCCGGCACAGACAAACUAUCUCUACGUCACAUAUAAUGGUACAGAGAACGAUGUGCGGUUUAGCAUGAAGAGUGCAGUCAUUGUGCUUGGUUCCGGUGUCUAUCGAAUCGGUUCCUCAGUAGAGUUUGAUGCAUCUUGUGUGGGAUGUGUGCGAGAGCUUAAAGUCCUAGGAUAUCAAACGAUCACUAUCAAUUGUAAUCCUGAGACGUUGAGUAUGUCCACUGAUUACGACAUUUGUGAUCGACUGUACUUUGAAGAGAUUUCUUUCGAAACAGUGAUAGAUAUUUACCAUAUGGAGAAGCCGAAGGGUGUAAUCCUAGCGUUUGGUGGUCAAGCAGCGAAUAAUAUUGCAUUGAGCCUCAGUAAAGCACAUGUAAAUAUUUUUGGUACGUCACCUAAUGAUAUCGAUAGCGCUGAAGAUCGCUUCAAAUUUAGUAGGAAAUUGGAGACGUUACAAAUCAGUCAGCCGAUGUGGAAGAGGAGUGAUAAUAUCGAAGACGCUAAGCAAUUCUGCGCAAAAGUUGGGUAUCCAUGCCUUAUUCGGCCAUCGUACGUGCUGUCGGGUGCUGCGAUGAAUGUAGCUCAUAACGAGGACGACUUGGCUGCUUUUUUAAAGCAGGCCACCGUGGUAGCAAAAGAACACCCAGUAGUGGUGUCAAAAUUUAUUAGUGGAGCAAAGGAAAUCGAUGUAGAUGCUGUUGCAAUGGAUGGCGAAGUGCUUGUAAUGGCUGUUAGUGAACAUGUAGAGAGUGCUGGAAUCCAUUCUGGUGACGCCACUCUUGUAACACCCCCACAAGAUCUAAAUCAGGUCACACUUGAUCGUAUCCAGGAAAUCGCACAUCGUAUUGCGUCCGCUUUCAACGCAAAUGGGCCAUUUAACAUGCAGCUGAUUGCCAAGGAUAACGAAUUGAAAGUCAUUGAAUGUAACCUACGCGUGUCACGUUCAUUCCCCUUCGUCUCAAAAACAUUGGAUUUUGACUUUGUGGCGUUGGCAACUCGAGCAAUGAUGAGCGUUGAUAAUCCAGCUAUUGGUUCCUCAUUAAAGAAACACUCUUUGCUACGUGGUAAAGGACGUGUUGGGGUGAAGGUGCCACAGUUCUCAUUUUCACGAUUGACAGGUGCUGAUGUUAUGCUUGGUGUUGAAAUGGCUUCCACAGGAGAGGUUGCUUGUUUUGGUAAAGAUCGUAAAGAAGCAUAUUUAAAAGCGCUCCUUUCUACGGGAUUUGUUCUUCCAAAACGGAAUAUCUUUUUGUCAAUUGGAGGCUAUCACGCAAAGUCAGAAAUGUUGCAAAGCGUACAGAUUCUGCAGAAUAUGGGUUUCGAACUGUACGGCUCAAAAGGCACAGCCGAUUACUUCCAGUCAAAUAAUAUUCGUGUAACAGCAGUCGAUUGGCCAUUUGAAGAAGGAUCGUCAGACGAAAAAACGGCUUCCGGAACCAGGUCUGUCGCGGAGUUCUUCGAAAACAAAGAGUUUCACUUGGUCAUAAAUCUCCCGAUUCGUGGAUCAGGCGCAUAUCGUGUGUCGGCUUACAGAACGCAUGGAUAUAAGACAAGACGAAUGGCGAUCGAUAACGGUAUUCCACUGAUCACUGAUAUCAAGUGUGCAAAGUUAUUUGUCGAAGCACUUCGCACGGUUGGUCGUCGUCCACCGGUGAAUUCGCAGAUUGAUUGUGUUGCAAGUCGAAUCCUGAAGCGUCUUCCAGGACUGAUUGAUGUUCAUGUACAUGUUAGAGAACCGGGAGCAACUCAUAAGGAGGACUGGUACACCUGCACUCGUGCAGCUUUGGCCGGUGGAAUCACUCAGAUACUGGCAAUGCCGAAUACAAAUCCACCUCUUAUUGAUAAGGAUAGUUAUCAGUUGACAGAAAAGUUGGCCAGUGAACAAGCAGUAGUUGACUACGCGUUAUACCUGGGUGCAACACCACAGAAUGCUCGUGUCGCUGCUGAACUUGCACCAGUGACAGCCGGCUUGAAAAUGUAUCUCAAUGAAACGUUUUCCACGCUACAAAUGGAUUCUGUAGCCGAUUGGGUGAAGCACUUUGAGUCAUUUCCAACAUCACGUCCAAUCGUUUGUCAUGCUGAAAAGCAGACUCUAGCCGCUGUUCUUUGCGUGGCACAAAUGACUGGUCGCACAGUACAUAUAUGUCAUGUAUCAAAUGCAGAAGAGAUUCAGUUGGUACGUGAUGCUAAACGGAAGGGUUGGCCUGUAACAUGCGAGGUUUGCCCACAUCAUCUUUUUCUCACAUAUGAAGACCUACCAGCAGGUGUACGUGAGGUUCGUCCAGCUUUGGCGACCAUCGAAGAUAGGAAUGUGCUGUGGAAUAACCUUGAUUAUAUAGACUGCUUUGCGACUGAUCAUGCUCCUCAUACAUGGGAUGAGAAGAAUAGUUCGGAAAAGACUCCACCUGGCUUCCCUAGUAUCGAGUAUAUGGUCCCGUUGUUGCUGACGGCGGUUUCUCAAGGAAAACUUACAAUGAGGCAGCUUGUUGAUCGUCUUCACUAUAAUCCGAAGAGGAUCUUCGGGUUACCUGAUCAAAGUGACACUUACAUAGAGGUUGACUUGAACGAGGAAUGGGAAAUUCCAAAAACUGGCGGAGAGAGCAAAGCAGGGUGGACACCGUAUGCUGGAAAGAAAGUUCGGGGACGAAUCAUCAAAGUUGUCGUGCGAGGUGAAGAGGCCUACGUCGACGGCGAGGUGUGGAGACUUAUGUGUAUCCCAGCAAUUUUAUUUGGUUCUUUGCCUUGCAUCCUUCAUCCUCAGAUUUACAUCCGAGUUCGACUGCUAUUUAGUGGGCUUAGAGAGGCUCUGGAAUACUUACGUGAUCACUGA